Molecule: messenger RNA, 848 nt
Organism: Lotus japonicus
Lineage: Eukaryota; Viridiplantae; Streptophyta; Magnoliopsida; Fabales; Fabaceae
Product: ethylene-responsive transcription factor WIN1-like
Exons: 2
Coding region: 109-660 (183 amino acids)
Biological process (GO): regulation of DNA-templated transcription
Molecular function (GO): DNA-binding transcription factor activity; DNA binding
Source: RefSeq, a predicted model, not a curated record
UAACUUGGCAUCAUGUCCACAUUCGUUGUCACAAAUCCCACACACUCUCAACCCUUUACUCACUCUAUCUCUCACACCUUUUGGUAAGAUAAGAUAGUUGUGACCAACAUGGCGAAAUCAAAGAAAUUCAGAGGUGUCAGGCAACGCCAUUGGGGCUCAUGGGUUUCUGAGAUUCGCCACCCAUUAUUGAAAAGGAGGGUGUGGCUUGGAACAUUUGAGACUGCAGAAGAAGCAGCAAGAGCAUAUGAUGAAGCAGCCAUUUUGAUGAGUGGAAGGAAUGCCAAGACAAACUUCCCUGUUGCUGAUAAACCAAUGGGAAAUCACAGCUCUACUUCCUCUUCCACAACAUUAUCUGCAGUUCUGAGUGCAAAGCUCAGAAAAUGCUGCAAGUCCCCUUCACCUUCCCUCACUUGCCUGAGGCUUGACACUGAGAAUUCCCACAUUGGGGUGUGGCAGAAGCGAGCAGGGCCUCGUUCUGAUUCAAAUUGGAUCAUGAUGGUGGAGUUGGAAAGGAAGAAGAAUGAAGGAUCAACUUCUGAUUCCAAAUUGCCUGAUCUUGUUGAUGGAUCUGAUAAGGUGAAGCCAGAGGAGGGUAAUGCCUUGGAUGAGGAGCAAAGGAUUGCUCUGCAGAUGAUAGAGGAGCUUCUGAACAGAAAUUAAGCUCAAUGUGCUUUCUUACUAUUAUUCUCACGUGGGGCUCUUUCAAGGAGUUUCAAGUCCCAUGUUUUGUCAUUUUCAUCUUGUUUUCUUUGUUUGUUUGUCCCGCCUCAAAAAAAGUUUGAGAUGAAAAUCUUCUCUCACAUCACUUGAAUUUCAGUUAGAAAAUAUAUGAAAAUAUUGGAAAGUAA